Molecule: messenger RNA, 1345 nt
Organism: Prosopis cineraria
Lineage: Eukaryota; Viridiplantae; Streptophyta; Magnoliopsida; Fabales; Fabaceae
Product: eukaryotic initiation factor 4A-10-like
Exons: 5
Coding region: 104-1345 (413 amino acids)
Biological process (GO): cytoplasmic translational initiation
Cellular component (GO): cytoplasmic stress granule
Molecular function (GO): ATP binding; translation initiation factor activity; RNA helicase activity
Source: RefSeq, a predicted model, not a curated record
CCUUCAUGUCCUUUUGAAGUCGCUUUCAACUGUUAAUUCCUCUCUUCCUUUCUAUUCUCUAUUGUUAGUAGCUAUACAAGCAAGCUUCAACGUACUACCAGUGAUGGCAGGUCUGGCUCCAGAAAGAACACAAUUUGAUGGUUGUCAAUAUGAUGCUAAGAUGACUGAAUUGCUUUCCACUGAUGGAGAAGAAUUCUUCAUCUCAUAUGAUGAAGUUUACGACACUUUUGAUGCCAUGGGGUUGCAAGAAAAUCUUUUAAGAGGCAUUUAUGCUUUUGGUUUUGAGAGGCCAUCGGCAAUUCAACAAAGAGGAAUUGUUCCUUUCUGCAGAGGUCUUGAUGUGAUUCAACAGGCUCAAUCUGGGACUGGGAAAACGGCCACUUUCUGUUCUGGAAUUUUACAACAGCUUGAUUAUGGAUUGGUUGAGUGCCAGGCCUUGGUUUUAGCACUAACAAGGGAGCUAGCACAGCAAAUUGAGAAAGUUAUGAGAGCUCUUGGUGAUUACCUUGGUGUGAGGGUUCAUGCUUGUGUUGGGGGCACAAGUGUACGUGAGGAUCAGCGAAUGCUCCAAUCUGGUGUCCAUGUUGUUGUUGGCACUCCCGGCCGUGUGUUUGACAUGCUACGAAGGCAAUCUCUUUGCCCAGACCACAUAAAGAUGUUUGCCUUAGAUGAAGCUGAUGAAAUGCUUUCACGUGGUUUCAAGGACCAGAUCUAUGACAUAUUCCAGCUACUGCCUGGUAAAAUUCAGGUUGGAGUGUUCUCUGCUACAAUGCCACCAGAAGCCCUUGAUAUUACAAGGAAGUUUAUGAAUAAACCGGUGAGAAUCUUGGUGAAGCGUGAUGAACUGACCCUUGAGGGUAUCAAACAGUUUCAUGUCAAUGUUGAGAAAGAAGAGUGGAAGCUGGAGACAUUAUGUGAUCUUUAUGAAACGCUAGCUAUCACACAAAGUGUCAUUUUUGUGAAUACUCGCAGAAAGGUGGACUGGCUCACUGAUAAGAUGAGAAGCAAUGAUCAUACUGUCUCAGCUACACAUGGUGACAUGGAUCAAAACGCUCGUGACAUUAUCAUGCGUGAAUUCCGGUCUGGCUCAUCGCGAGUUCUGAUCACAACUGACCUCUUGGCUCGAGGUAUAGACGUGCAGCAAGUCUCUUUGGUUAUAAACUAUGAUCUUCCAACCCAACCUGAAAACUAUCUGCAUAGGAUUGGGAGAAGUGGAAGGUUUGGAAGAAAAGGUGUUGCUAUAAACUCUGUGAGUAUGGAUGAUUUGAGAAUGUUGUCUGAUAUUCAGAAGUUCUAUAAUGUGACCAUAGAGGAGCUGCCAUCAAAUGUUACUGAUCUGCUUUGA